This is a messenger RNA of Rosa rugosa (rugosa rose), 1257 nucleotides long. RefSeq lists its product as uncharacterized. Bases 1 to 1257 code for a protein of 418 amino acids. NCBI's taxonomy places the organism in Eukaryota, Viridiplantae, Streptophyta, Magnoliopsida, Rosales, Rosaceae. The record is from RefSeq and is a predicted model, not a curated record. The transcript is spliced from 4 exons.
AUGUUAGAGAAUGAAACAUUGCAUAGAGAUGUGGUUGAAACUAUACAAGAAAUCUUGAAUCGACACAAUCCAUUUGUGCGGACACUUCAUCACCUAGCACAAUGCCAAGAUUUGGAAACUUGCAGACUCAUCAUUAGAGAGCAACCUGCAAACCAACGUCAGUAUAGUUUGCCUUCAGAGUCUCAAGUUGCUGCAGUAAUAGUGGGUGCAGAUGAUGUAGAAAAUCUUAGAGGUCGUGAUAUUGUGGUACAGACAAGGCAGGGUCAACUUUUAAAUGUCCAAGAUUGUGCGGGCUACUAUGAUCCUUUACAGUAUCCAUUGCUUUUACCUUAUGGCACAUAUGGAUGGGAUGUGAAUAGUCGGAAUAAUAAUGGUAAAAAAUUGACGUGUCGUGACUAUUACGCGUAUAUUUUGCAGAUUCGUCCACAUGAGGAAUCAAUUUUACUCCGAGGAGGCCGCCUGUUACAACAAUAUGUCGUCGAUAAUUAUGUGAAAAUUGAAACACAAAAGCUACGAUGGAUUUGUGGUAAUCAAGAUACCCUGCGACGUGAACUUUAUAAUGGACUCCAAGACUCACUUAAUGUCGGUGAAAACAAUGCGGGUAAUAUUGGUCGCAGAACUAUUUUGCCCUCCUCAUUUAUUGGUAGUCCACGUGAUAUGCACCAAAGAUACCAAGAUGCAAUGGCUUUGGUUCAAAAAUACGGGAAGCCAGAUAUUUUUCUCACAAUGACAUGCAACCCGAAUUGGGAAGAAAUAAAGGCAGAGUUAUUACCGGGUCAAGUGGCACAAGAUCGCCCAGAUUUAUGUACUCGGAUUUUUCGCGCCAAAUUAGAAGAGCUGAAGGAAGAUGUUAUCAAAAAAGGGGUUUUGGGUACUGUUGUUGCACAUGUUUAUGUCAUCGAAUUUCAAAAACGUGGUUUCCCACAUGUUCAUAUGCUUCUCAUGUUAAAUGACGAUGAUAAGUUGAAUAACCCGGAUGAUUAUGACAAAAUUGUUCGAGCUGAAAUACCAAGUCAAGAUAAAGAGCCGGAGUUGUACAAUGCAGUAUUGAGGCACAUGAUACAUGGUCCAUGUGGAGUACAUAAGCGAAAUGUCCCACGUAUGAAGCGUGGUAGUUGUAAACAAGGUUAUCCAAGCCAUUUUCAGCCAACAUAUUUUAAGGGAAUGACUCUUAAUGUUCAUCCAAAUGCGGAAUCUGAUUUCAAUGAAAACAGACAAGUAGAUAACAGUUCAGCAAUGAUCAUAUUACGUAUUUGA